AGAGAAGAGAAGAGAAAGGAAAAAAAAAAAGAGCUUGAUGGAGGCUGCUUGAUUCUUCAAGUUUAGGCUUGAUUUGCAAGUGAAAUUGGUGAUCAAAAAUACUUUUCAAGCUUUAAUCUCAUUCUAGAAGCCUUUGAUGAUCGAUUUGUUUGCUAUGAGCCAGCGUUCCCCCUGAAAAUGGCCUUUGAAAAAGAAAGAAAACACUGCGGACAACAUGUGAUAGAUGUGCUAAUGCUGGCCAAUUUCCAUUCAUUGGUUACACAUUGGAAGAAAGUCAAAAGCUUGAUUCACUAAUUCAGAUCGUAACCGCCAGAAAAAUAAAAUGACGGAAAUACCCCUGACAAUGCUUCUACGAAACAACAGUGAAGAAGCAAUUGCACCCUCUCAAGGGAAUCAAAACCGACCACUGAUCCAACUCUGUUCUGACGCUGUCAUCUGCCAGGAGACCAUUCCCAUCGCCCUCUUUCCUAGAAAAUCCUCUCCUUUCCUUGUAUAUAUACACACCAAGUCCUCAGAACAAAUACACAGGACAGGAGGAAAGGAAACAAAAAGAAAGUCAAGAAAACAGAUAUAAUACACAUAUAAUACAAUGGCAGGAGGUUUUGAAGACUUGUUGCCGGUGAUAGCAAAGCGGCUUGGAGGAGAGGGCUUGACAGAGGAGCUGUGUAAUGGGUUUAAGAUGUUAAUGGAUAAAGAGAAGGGAGUUAUUACAGUAGAGAGUUUGAGAAGGAACUCUUGCAGUGUUCUUGGUAUAAAGGAUUUGGAAGAAGAUGAGAUUGUUAGUAUGGUUAAAGAAGGCGAUCUUGAUGGUGAUGGUGUGCUUAGUGAGAUGGAGUUUUGUGUUCUGAUGUUCAGAUUAAGUCCUGAUUUGAUGCAAGAAUCUAGGGCGUGGCUUCAAUAUGCACUUGAAGAGGAGCUUAAUAGCUGGGGUCUUUGAUCAUCUGUUUGCCUAUGGAUACGACGGCGUUAUCGCCAGAGAAACAGAGAAACUUAUUGCUGUUCUUUUUUCCUUUUUUUUUUCUCUUUCCUUCUUCACAUAUGUUUUCUUUUUGUUCUUUCUAAUUGAUGUCGAAGAGAAAGAAAAUUACAUGGAAAAAUGAAAGGGAAUUGGCUGUUUAAUAUAUAUUUCAUUAUACAUUUA
This is a messenger RNA of Ricinus communis (castor bean), 1141 nucleotides long. Its product is annotated as calcium-binding protein KRP1. Gene Ontology annotation, molecular function: calcium ion binding. The transcript is spliced from 2 exons. Lineage: Eukaryota; Viridiplantae; Streptophyta; Magnoliopsida; Malpighiales; Euphorbiaceae. Bases 590 to 937 code for a protein of 115 amino acids. The record is from RefSeq and is a predicted model, not a curated record.